Molecule: messenger RNA, 1397 nt
Organism: Durusdinium trenchii
Lineage: Eukaryota; Dinophyceae; Suessiales; Symbiodiniaceae
Source: the annotation of a GenBank genome assembly
GUUCUGUUGUCCUUGUUUUUGUUCCAUUGUGUUUAUUUCUCCUUGCGCGUUCUAUUCCUGAGCGCAUGUCAACCAUCAAUCCAACUGGUUUUCGGUUUGCAUAUUUGCCAUGCUUCCGCUGGAGCCUUUCGAGUGUCGGACAGCUUUGGAUAUACAGCGGGCUCUUACGGGGGCCGCUUCAGAGGCAAGGGAGGCAAUUCCUGAACUAACAACAGUAUGUAGGUGGCAGAUGAUGGUACAGUAGAUAGUUUUUGGAUGUUUUCGGGAUGAUUGGUUUCCUGUGUACCUUGCCAUGCGUUCUUGCGUAGCGCGAUGUCAGCUUGAGUCGCAAUGUCGGUCUGCAAGGAAGUGGUGCUUUCAGAGGUGGAUGACUUGGACCUUUGCAUGAAGGAACUGCUUUCCAACGCUGAUGCCAUGACCAUGAUCACAUCACUCAAGCUUGUCUCCUUGUCCUUGGGCGCUCAUCAUUUGGAGCUGCUUGGUGAAGUACUGGGCGGCUCAAGUGAUUGGAGACCAGCGCCCGUGGAUGAAGGCGAAGAGACCGAAGAAGUGCAAAUGGAUCUUUUUGAUGAUGUCCAGGAUGCCGUGCAGGCAGCUAGCCCUUGCCAAGAGAAAUCUUUAGAAGAAGAUGUCGAGGUCAAAGGCCAGCAGCUCAAGUCGCUGCAAAUCUUGAGAUGCCCUGGGCCAUCCAGUGAUGCAUGGUCACCUUUGUGGCAAAGCUUGCCCACGAGCCUGACAGAAUUAGACAUCUCUGAGAAUAGCCUCAGUGACCAUGCAGUUGCCGCCCUUUGCGGAGCUUUGCGUCAACGCAGCAUGCGCUUGACCUACUUGACCUUGCAAGGAAACCGAUGCAAAGACGUGCAACGCCUUGCAGACUUGAUUUCCCGUGGAGGUGUGGAGAUCCUUGACCUUGCGGAAAAUCUCCUGAACGACAAGAGCAUCCAGCAGCUGUGUGAAGCUUUGCCGUCGCCCAGCUGCAGACUUGUUAGCUUGCGUCUCGAUGACAAUCGGCGCAUCACUUCCUCUGGGUUAUCCGGGCUUUUCGACUUACUUCCCAGGACUGGGAUCCGCUCCCUAGCAUUGCGUCGCACUUCUAUGUGCGACAAAGGUGCAGCCGCCCUGGCGACCAGCUUGGGAAAGUGCAAGCUAAGCUAUUUGGACAUUGCCGGCCAUCACUUCUCGCUGCCGCUAGUGCAGGAGCUGAUAGCCGCCGUCGAAGAAGCAUCAGGAGUUUCCAGUCUUGUUCUUGAUGACGCUUAUCAGCAAGUUCAUUGGAAGCGAUGUCAGCAGCUCUCAGAUAUCCUGAGUGGAGGGAUGAAUGCCCCGGAUGAAGCCGGCAAAGCGAGAUGGCAACAAAAAUAGUUAAAGCCCAAAUGAGUGCUCAAUUCCGAAGUGGG